Torulaspora delbrueckii is the source of this 2289-nucleotide messenger RNA. RefSeq names its product Xrs2p (gene XRS2). The coding region runs from base 1 to 2289 and encodes 762 amino acids. Gene Ontology annotation, cellular component: Mre11 complex. Gene Ontology annotation, molecular function: damaged DNA binding; protein binding. The record is from RefSeq and is a predicted model, not a curated record. The transcript has a single exon. Lineage: Eukaryota; Fungi; Ascomycota; Saccharomycetes; Saccharomycetales; Saccharomycetaceae. Gene Ontology annotation, biological process: mitotic G2 DNA damage checkpoint signaling; double-strand break repair via homologous recombination.
AUGUGGAUACUGAAGUAUACGUAUGAACUAGAAGAUGGAACCAUUCGUCGUGUAUCAUCGUGCCUCGUUAAACAACAGACUUUCAGCAUUGGUCGUUCCAGUAAGAACCCUCUCAAUAUCAAGAAUGACAAAAGUAUCUCGAGGAAUCAUAUAAGUGUGGUUUGGGAUUCAGAGGUCAAGCUCAUAAGACUUAUUAACCAGGGAAGACUGACAGCGGCUGGUGGAAAGUACCUUAAAGUUGGCGAGUCUAUGGAUUUCGAGGAGAAGCUUCACAUACGUGAGCCCAUAAUAAUAGAGCUUGGCACGAAACCUAUAAAGGUCGAAGUAGUUUGGCAAGAUGUAGUAUUUGAUCUGCCUAGCCAGCUUUCACAAUUCAUAGACACUUUGGACCAUGUCGGUAUUGGAGUGAAAGCUGAUACAGUGGAUAAUCGCUCUACAACGAUUAUUGUGACUGAUAAAAUAAAGUUUGCUUACAAGUGCCUCUUCGGCCUCAUCAAUGGCGCAGUUAUAAGAAACUCACAGUUCUUGGUUGAAGUUACCAACAUACUUUCCAAACCCACCACGACAUUUGAAGAAUCAUGGGAUAGUUUAAUUCAAAACGAAUCUUACAUGCUAUAUCCGAACAAUUUAGGCCCACACGAAGUUAUACUCAAGGGAUAUAAGUUUUAUUUGAUAGCGUCUGACGUUAUAACCAUGGCCUAUGUUCAAGAAGCGCUCGAGCGCGGCAAUGGUGAGUUGAUUGUUGUCGAAAAUACUGAGCAGUUACUGGAUAGGCUAAAGCAAGAGAAUUCAACUGACGAUUUGAUAGUUUUGAAAGCUGAAGAAACUACAAAGAUCCCAGGUGACAAAAUCAAGCUUCAUACAUUAGUGGAUCUUGUCAAUGCUGUUUCCCAUAACACAGUGAAAACUCUACUAGGGGGAGUUCCACCGAUGGAGGCAGGUCCUGGCGAUGUGAUUGGCAGUCAUCAACCCACACUCACAAAGACCGAGGUAAGUUCAAGCCAAAGUUUGAGUAACAAAGAGCACACGCCUGAACAUACAGUAACGCCUGCCGAGAAGCCACCAGUCAAAAGAAGACGUUACAACAGGGUCAAACCGCUUGACAGUCUAAUGUUCUUUGCAGGUGGAGACUAUUCCACAGAGGAACCAGAGCAGGAAAUAUCAACUCAGCCUGUAAACCCAGCGGCAAGCGAUACUGCCAAGACAAGUAUAACGACUCAGAUUAACGUUCCCGAGAACGAUGCCUCCCAGGAAAGUUCUGCAUUUGACAAAUUUCAGCCUAAUAUAGUCCUCAAAAAUUCUGCCAAACCUCUGACGAUUGAUUCUCCUGGCGAUGCACACAAUACUCAUGAGAUAAACACUGCGAAUCAGCAUGUGAAAGAUAUUGCCCAACAGAUAGAGAUGAAUCAUCCAGAAUCUGAGCAGCAAAGUGAACAAGCAAACCUCAAUAUGGUAGAAACCACUCCAAGACCCACUGCACGGAAAAAGACAUUACAAGACUUCAAAAGUACUGUCAAUAAUCCAGAUAACUCUGCUUCCUCUACUGAGGGUUUAGUAGAUUUGAUAAAAGAUGCAAAAAGCCGCGAAGUGAAACGGCUUAAAUCAACAUUGGUGCAGGUAGAUACUGACGAGUUGACUGAAGAUGCGAUAAAUCAAUUGGGAGACCUCGCCAUUGUUCAACCAAAUGACUCCCUAAUACGGCGUCAAAAGAUUGACAGUGCAGAAACUUCUCGUAACGAUCAGCACCCACCAUGGGAUGGUCGGAAGAAUUUCAAGAAUUUCGUCAAAGUUCAGGCUAAAUACAAAGAACAGCGAAUGGGUGAAAACUACCGGGAAGGCUCUUCAGACUUUAUCCGCAAUAGUGGGUACCUCUUAACCAGGCAGUACGUUCCUUCCAAGAUAUAUACCAAGGAAUCAUCUAAAGAAAUGCAGGAUUUUCCCGAAGCUUCGGAGCAGACCUCAAGGCAAUUUAGUGUUCCUCAAGUCAUCGAUGAUCCUGAAGAUGCGGAACCAUUCACUUUUACUCGUCAUACGAGCGGUACUCCCGCCAACAAUGGACUUUUUGUUGUUGAUGAAGAUGAUUCCCAAAAUGAUGUAGUUUUAGCGGCCAGGGAAUCUAUCAGACCAGAAGAAGCCGUUCAAUUGGUCGAUCCAUCACCCAGACGAUCAAGGUCCUUGCCCUAUUCUCCAGGGAAACGUAAGCGUGAAAACAGGCGCAGCCCUUAUGAUGAUGAUGAUGAUGAAGAUGAUGAUGAACCCAAAUUCAAGUUUAGUAGACGGCUCAAAUAA